This is a messenger RNA of Trichomonas vaginalis G3, 1947 nucleotides long. RefSeq lists its product as uncharacterized. Lineage: Eukaryota; Parabasalia; Trichomonadida; Trichomonadidae. The transcript has a single exon. The record is from RefSeq and is a predicted model, not a curated record. Bases 1 to 1947 code for a protein of 648 amino acids.
AUGACUGAAGAGGUGAAAGAAGAAAUUAUAAAAACAACAACUAAAAAACGGAAAAGCUCAGUUAGUUCCAAAGGAUCAGAUCGAAAAGAAGAGAAUUCUUUCACUUUAAGCGAAGAUUUUAGACUUAUUGAUAAAAUUCAAAAGGAAACCAAUAUUGAAAGGCUUAAGAAUUUGUUUAUACAAGCUAUACAUAGCUAUGAAGCCCAAUUAGUUGGCCUCCAAGAAUCUAACGAAUCACAAAUUGAAGUUUUACAAAUGCAAUUAAGCGAUUCAAAUGCAUCUGUUAAUGCUCUCAAUCUACAAAUCAAGAAAUUAAAAGAAAUGCAAGAAAGUGAACUUGAGAAAGCACAUGAAAAUGAAAAAUUAUUACAAGACGCACUGAAAGAAGCAAGAUCCCAGACAAGCACAAUGUUUGAAAAAUCACAAUUAUCAUCGGUUCAAGAAUUUGAUUCGGAAGCUACAAAAUCAAUGCAAGAAAAAAUCGAAUCUUUAAACACUGAAAACGUUAUACUCAAGAAUCAAGUCAAUACUUUACAAAUGCGCAAUAAAGCUCUCCUUGUGGCUGUUGGAACAUUCAAACAGCAACUUGAAAACAUCAAAGCUUCAAAAGAUGACUUAAUUCAAGUAAUUUCAAAAUUUUACUCGACAACAAAGAAAUCCAUCAGAGCAUCUAAAGAAAUCUCAUAUCAUACUCUCGAAUUACUUAGAGAUUCAAAGAUAAGAAGCCAAGAAUUAUAUAACGGCCUUUAUCAUUGCAAAGAAAUGAUUCAAUCUCUACGUGCAGAAAUCCCUCCACGUCCAGAAUUCAAUUUACGCGCAUACAAGAUGUCUACAGAGCGAAUCAUUGCUAAUUAUAUAGCAGAAAACCAAUCUCAGUUUUUAGAUCAAAUUAAAACAACUCAAAAGAAAUACAAAUCAAAUCUUAAAAUGAAAAUCACUGAACAAAAGAAUUCAUUGUCAUCACUCAAAGCUCUUUGCCUCAGUACAUCAUCAGCAUUUAGAUUAUUUGUACAAGGAUUCCAGAGGAACUUCCAAAUUCUCAGGGAAACUACGAUGCAUUCGAUAAAUACUGUAGAUCUUCGCGUUGAAUUUAACAAGCAAAGAGAAAACAAGAAAACUAAACAAGUUCAAAGAGAUUUAAAGCAGGCUCAAACACAGAUUGCUUUAUUAACAAAGCAAAUUGAAAUUAAUAGAGAAAAAAGAAGAAAUGAAAAAUUGAAGCAAAAAGAAAACAAUUUUUAUUCGAGAUCUUCAUCUAGAAUGUCUGUUUCAUCACAACCUGCACAAACUAGUGCAACAUUAGUGAGUGUUGGUACAUUAGCUCAUAUAUUAACGCCUCAUUUAGAUACAAUGAGAGAAAGAACAAAAAGAGCUUCAAAAGAAGCCGAAAUUUCAGUUUUGACAGCAGAUAUCAGGAGAAAAGAAGAGAGAAUUAAUACAUUAGAAAGCCAGAUUUCUGGUUUGAGGCGAAUCAUAAAACACACAGAAGAAAAUGCAGAUGAAGAGAGUGGAAAGACGAAGCAGCAAAUAUUCGAAUUAGAAGAGCAAUUGAGAAAUGAAAAGUCUCAAACUCAAAAGAAAUCUGCAUCGAUACAGAAGCUACAAAAGAGCUUGGAUGAUAGUCAGAAGCAAGCAAAAAUGGUGGAACCACUCACCACAACAAUAUCAAGGAUUUUCAAGAGUUGCUCAGAGAAGUUGGAACCUCUUCUUUCAGAACAAGCAAUUUCUCCAGAGUUGACUGAAUUAGAUGAACUUUCAAAGCAAUUCUUUAACGUUCCAAUUCAUAAAAUUUGUGCUCCUCAAUUCUCAAGAGCGUACUUGAAAAAACAAGAGCAUAGAUUUAAUACUGCACUUCAAAAUCGCGAUGUUGAAGAAAUGGUUGUUAUCAUGGAUGGAAUGUUUGAAGAGUUUGCUAAAAAUAAGUCUCAAAAUUCUAACUUAUUGUAA